Physella acuta is the source of this 1548-nucleotide messenger RNA. Its product is annotated as Golgi-associated plant pathogenesis-related protein 1-like. The record is from RefSeq and is a predicted model, not a curated record. NCBI's taxonomy places the organism in Eukaryota, Metazoa, Mollusca, Gastropoda, Physidae. Gene Ontology annotation, cellular component: extracellular region.
CACUCCAUCAACCGCCCAGUGUUGUUUAUUUUUAUUUGUAUUGUCUCCGUCUGAAGUUUAUCCUUUAACCACCUGACAUUUGAUGCCAUCUGAAACCUGUCAUCGCUGGUGAUGACAUCUGCAGAUCGGUGUCUCCGUCCUAUCAACCUGUGUUGACAGCUGAAUCCUGUCAUCCCACAUCCGCCGUCUGUCACCCUCCAGCCACCUGACAUAUGACAUCUGAAGCCUGUCAUCCCACACCCUGACAUCCGCCGUCUGUCACCCUCCAGCCACCUGACAUAUGACAUCUGAAGCCUGUCAUUGCCUAUGAUGACAUGAACAACUCGUACCCCAUUCAUCCUGUUAUUGCCCAAGGCUGGUCCCAGAACGAAUGCAACAGAAGAAACUGGUCCCGCUACUUAGCCCGUCUAGAAGCACAGAAAAUUGACCCGUGCAUGGAACCAUACCGGUGCCUACCCUCACCACAGCCAGACACAGCCCGGGGGAGGUACGGCUUUAUUGACGGGUACGAGACCUGCUCCAUCCGCUCCUACAGGUACCGUGCCGGUGGAUGCACCAAGGUGGUGCUGCAAACGACCGUGACGUCACCGACUUCUGGCCCCACCGUCUGCACCGAGGAGUUCAUCGAAUGUCCCGGGGCCCUCAACACCUUCGUUCGCUUCUGAGCAAGGAAUAAGCUCUGUUUCCACACUGCGUCAACCAUUUCACAAAUCUAUCGUCGUUACUUAGCCAACAAAUUGUAAGAACAAGCAAGCAAACCUUAUUACCAUGUUGCUCGUGAAGAUAUUAAUGGCAGUUCGAUAGAUCCUGAUAUGCCAGACUCCAUAAAACGGUUACAGGAGCAGAGGGCUGAGCGUGGAACUUGAAAAUGGCGUUGACGGCUCAAACACAUAAGAAAACUCUGACUAGCCUGCCGGUAGUGGCAGCAGACGAGAGUGACAUCACCAGAUUCAGAUCUGAAGCUUUAGCAGCACACAAUGAAUGCAGAGCGAAACACCAUGCUCCCCCACUCACUCUAAGCGCUGACCUCAACGACUACGCCCAAAAUUGGGCGAACCACCUGGCCAAGACGGGCAAGCUGGCCCACAGCGAUUGUAAGAUGAACGGGGAGGUCCUGGGGGAGAACGUGGCCUACAAGUGGGCGUCUGGUGGGCCAGGGGCGGACAUGACAGGCAAAGAUGCAACACAGAUGUGGUACGCCGAGAUUAAAGAUUACAAAAGUUAUGCUGAUGCAUCAAGUGCAUCUAGUAAUACAGGUCACUUCACGCAAGUGGUGUGGAAGUCAACAAAACAGCUCGGCAUGGGCAAGGCCAAGACCAGUGACGGCAAGGUGUUCGUGGUGGGGAGCUACAGACCCCCCGGGAACUACGUGGGGAUGUACAAGGAGAAUGUGCUACCCCCCAAGUAAAUGCCGCCACCGCCGCCCCUGAUGAAUGUAGAAGAAUUGACUCUAUUUUGGCUCUUGUAAGAUGGUCGGUCGGCUGGACGUAUUGAUGCUUCGUACCUUAAUUAUGUUUUCAUGUCUGUAGUCCUUACCCUGGGUAUAAA